AUGUCUGUUCCAUUGACUUUAAGCACACCUAUUUUAUAUAUUGUUUCAAACUUAGGUUCAAAGUGCUAUUCGAAUGUCGACAGAAACUACUAUGACCAAAAGAUACUUAUGCGUAUAAACAACACUUUCUCUGCUGGUUUGCCUAUUGUUCAUUCGAAUGCAGAGUUUUCAGCUUUAGUAAACUCAAACACUUUAGCAAACAUAAACUUAACCUUAGUUGACGCAAACUUUGUUCCUGUAAAACUUUUAUGUCCUAUGUAUUUGUCAAUGACGGCAGAAAGUUUCGAAUUGGAAGAUGCAACUGGUGAAAGUAUUGUAUUACAAGAACAACUUCAACAACAAAUAGCUCAAGAACAACAAAUGCAACAAAUAGCUCAAGAACAACAAAUGCAACAAAUAGCUCAAGAAUAA
Molecule: messenger RNA, 411 nt
Organism: Trichomonas vaginalis G3
Lineage: Eukaryota; Parabasalia; Trichomonadida; Trichomonadidae
Exons: 1
Coding region: 1-411 (136 amino acids)
Source: RefSeq, a predicted model, not a curated record